UACGUGUGCGCAGCGUCGACGGAAGUGUGCGCGUUGUAUAUAACGGAUAUAACGUGUUUUCGUCUCUACGGCGAAGGGUCGACAGCAAGGGCACGAAUUGAUUGUUUCGGUGAUCGUAUCGCGCGACUCGAAGACGAAAGCAGGCGAGAAGAGGGUGACAAAAAAAAAAGAAGGCUCAAUAAAGUAGAACGCGCUCGCGAAAUUGCUUAGAAGUAGGCAUAAAAACGGUGUGAUCCGGGUAACGGUUGGGAAUGUGCCGCCGUGACAAACUGGGAACGACGAACGAGAGAUUAUCGACGAUUGUCAGCCCAAAUCAAGGCGAGGGUAAUACCCGGCCGUCGCGCCGUCCUCCGAUAACGCGUAUCGUAUAAGUAUUCUGAAUGAGACAGAGGACCGUUACACGUAUACGAAAUAGUUCGACCUAAAAAAUUUAUCAGCACGAGCCAACAUGAAUCAGCAGCAGCCGCCGACGUCUUCAGAGAUGAUUUUUUUCGUCACCCACGUGGAACCUGAGAACGUAUACCUGAAGAUAUGGGGCCAGGUGGACAAGCAGGCAGCUACCGAAGUCGAGCAUUAUAUACGUCCUCUUACGGAACAGUUUAAUCAAGGAUAUGGCUGCCUUCCUAAAAUUAAUAGAUCAAUGAUCGGCACAGUGUGCUGUGCCAGAUUUCAAAACGAUGGUUUUUAUCGGGCGAAAAUACUGGACGUGCAUCCUGGCAACAGGUAUCUCGUGCAAUUUAUUGACUAUGGCAAUAUGGAGAUUGUAAUGUGGAAUGAAAUCCAUUUCCUGGAUAACAUUCAUGGAGCUGAACGUCUGCUAACUUACCCACCGAUAGCAGUCGAUUUUACAUUGCGUAAUGUAUUACCUGUAAACGGUGUUUGGGAAGAAAAGACGAUUGAGACAAUUAAAAAGAUUUUAUGUUACAAUGAAUACAGAGCAGUGGUGAAUGAUAAUCGUUGCCUGAUUAAACUGUGGUAUAAUAAUGGAGAUUUCAGCGACCUGUUGGUAAAGGAACGUUUGGCUAUGCCAGCUCCUUUGCAAGACAUGUUCAGACCAAAGCAUACACUGCAAUCUCGAAUGCAGCUUCAGCAAAUCCCUUAUCAUCAGCCACAGAAUAAGGGAAAUAUGAAUAACUUUACAACAAUGUCGAUGCAAAGUCCUAAUAUGAAUCAUAAUGCCAUUAUACAAGGGAUGUAUUAUAAGAAUUAUUUUCCUGAUGUAAAUCAACAUAAACAUGCUGCUCAACCAAUGCCACAGCAUUCCCUGCCACCACAGCAUUCCCUGCCACCACAGCAUCCUCCGCCACCGCAGCAUCCACCGCCACUGCAGCACCCUCUGCCACCGCAGCAUCCUCCGCCACCGCCUGUUCAAGAAGCACUCAUGUUCAAAUCACGAGUAUUAGAGGAAGACUCAAAACACGAAGUCUUUAUAUCGUACGUAGAGGAUGGCCCACAAAAGUUUUCUGUACAGGUUGAAGAACAGAGGGAUAUAUUGACUCGUCUUAUGAACGAGAUAAACAAUUAUCCAAAGCAACCACUGCAGGAACCACCAUUGCCGGGAUCUGUUUGCUUGGGACGCUACAAUGACGGAGGCGACAGGGUGCUGUGUCGAGCGGUUGUCAUGUCUGUGAUGGAACAUAAAUGCAAAUUAUACUACGUUGAUUUCGGCCAUACAGAAGUUUUACCAUAUUCGGACAUUUUCCAAUUGCCACCUGAAUACAUUAACCCCAAGGUGCUUUCCAUUCGAUUCGCAUUAAGCGGCUUGAAGGAACUGAUUAUCUCACCUGAAAUGAAAGAGUAUUUUACGCAACUAGUGCACAGACGAUUACUUAUUUUACAUGUCCGUCCACCGGAAGGACCACCGUUGAUUCAGUAUGGUGACUUGUACGACAAUGGUGUCAACGUAAAGGAUAUGCUGAAGAAAGUAUUUCCAGCACCAGCUACGAUGAUACCGAUAACGUAUUCUUACCCGCAAUUACGACGAUUGACGAAAGACUACCAGGAAGUUGUGCACGUCUCUUACGUGGAGUCGUGUAAAAAAUUCUUUGUGCAACUUGACAGUGGAAUAAAGCCUCUUCAGUCAAUAAUGGCAGGUCUGGCGCAGUAUGUAAAAACCGCGCCUAGUUUAAAUAUAACGCAACUAAAAGCAGGAAUACCCUGUGCCGCUCUAUAUGAUUCGCAAUGGUACCGUGCACAAAUCCUUGCCAUUGUUGAAGACCAAAUUAAAGUAGUAUAUGUUGAUUAUGGAAACGAGGAGUUAUUGUCUGUUGUAUCUCUUCGCGCUAUUCAUGACGAUUUGGUAACAAAGUUACCUGCUCAAGCUAUACAGUGUGCACUGAAUGGGUAUGAAGUGCUCUCAUUAGAUCAAGAAGUGGCUAAUCAUUUUGAAAGAUUGACGCUUGAGAAAAGUUUUAUCAUGAAAGUAGUCGCCGCGCAACCCAAUGGCCUAUUAGUCGAUUUAUUCGAAUUUGACUCAAAGAGGAGCGUUCAUCCUCAGUUACUGAAUAACAUGUUUUGCGAUAAAACCGACAAUUCUACAAACUCACGAAAUGAAGAAAUUCAUCCUGUAAAACCAAUGAAUGAGUUCCAAAGAAAAGAUAAGGAUAAAUAUAAUAAAAAUAACAUGGAUUCUGAGAAUCAUAAUCAAAACACUAAGUUUAGCCAAGACAAUAAACCGAAUUGGAGAGAGGAAUGGUCUCCAGAGAAACAAUACGAUAAUAGACACGAGAGAACUGGCGGUUCUUAUCGUAACAGUCCACAAAACGAUCGGUUUAUUAAAGAUAAGACAAUGAACAAUAGAUUUGAUAGAGAGAAGUCGUUCAACAAAUAUGAUGAGAGAGAGAAUGAUGCAAAUUCAUUUAACAGAGGAACCCCACGUGACGGUGGAAAUAAAUUUGGUGGUAAUGAAAGAAAAUACAACCGUUACAAUUCUGACAAAGCAAAUGGCGACAAAGAUUCAGAUACUUCUUCCAAAGGUAAUGAUAGACGAGGGAAAGAUAGUUUUAAACGUAAUGAUUUUAAUGACAAUCGAGGGGGAAACCGCGACAGUAGUGGAACGCCAGGCAAGUGGCAAAACUCGAAGUGGAAUGACAAAAAGCCAGCUUAUAAAGCAAAUUAUAAAAACGAGAAAUUUAAUGAUGACUACAACAGCAGUAACAAUAAGUUUAGAAAUCAAGAAGAUACAAAUAAUGCUUCAUAUAAUCAGACAACUGAUGGUGAAUCAUGGGAUACAAACAACAUUAACAAAGACAAAAUUACUGUUGGCGGAACAUCUCGACUUUCAUUAAUGAAAAUAGAUAUUGCUCUUAAUUCUGUGAAAAACUGUGAAGUUGUAUUUAUGAACGGUCCAUGGGAUUUUUUUAUUCAGUUAAAUCCUGAUUGCUUGGAAUUAGAUACUAUUAUGGAAAGUAUUGCUGCAACUUACGAGAGCGGUGGAGAACCUAUGCAAGCUUUUGAAAUACAAAGUGGUACAUAUUGUGUCGCUCAAUACUCCGAGGAUUUUAAAUGGUACAGAGCGGUAAUCAAAUCUAUAAAAGAGAACACUGCAACUGUGGAAUUCGUCGACUAUGGAAAUACAGAGUCAGUUGACUUUACAAAUAUUAAAGUCAUUUCAGAAAAAUUUCUAAAACUACCGAUACAAGCGGUACAUUGUAAACUACUUGGAUUAACAGAUACAGGCAAUAAGGAUGAUCAAUAUGCGAUUUUCGCGGACAAAGUCAAUGGAAAACCUUUACAAGUAGAGUUUGUCUCUGAAAAAAAUGAAAUGUACGAAGUACUGUUGUGUGAAGUUGUUGCCGGUGUACCAAAUACUAAUUACAUAAAUGAGGAAUGGUGCACAAAAGCAGAUUUAACAAAAACUAAACAAAACACAACGAAUAUAAAAAUUAUGACAGAGAAUAGAAUAGCUACAGUUAUAGGUUCUGCUCCUUCUGAUGAAAAAUGGCAGACAAUGUUAUUUGAGCCUGAAUCUAGACAGGAUGUUUUCGUGACAUGGUUUAUAAAUCCUAACAAAUUCUAUUGUUUACCGUUGUCUAUGAAAGCAGAAUUUAAAAAAAUGAUGAUUAAAAUUCAAAGAACAUAUGUUGAUAGAGAACCUGUGACACAUGAUUUGGAGAUUGGCUCAGCAGUCAUAGCUAUAUUUCCUGAAGAUGGAGCUUUUUAUCGAGCAGAAGUCGUGGAAACGAAAGGGCGCCUUUUAUUGAGCGAAGAGAAAGUAUAUGAUGUUCAAUACAUAGAUUUUGGAAAUUGCAAGACUCUAAAGAAAUGUCAAAUCUAUCCCGUCGAGAAGAAAUUUAUGCAGUUGCCCAAAUUAGCAAUACAAUGUUCUUUAAAAGACAUCAUACCCCAUUAUAGAAAUUGGCGUUACAUGAAUGACAAGGUAAUCGAUUACUUCACGGCUGAUAAAAACGAAUGCAUAUUCCAUGAUUUUAGUGACGAUCAGUAUAUAAUUUCAUUAAAUCAUGAUGGACAAGAUGUGGGUAAUAUGUUAGUACAACAAAAUUUUGCGGCAUUUGCUACAAAAACUUCAAUUGAAGCAAUCAGUGUUGCAGAAACAUCUAAUAGGAAAGUAAAAAAGCUCACUGAAAAAGUAGAAAGAGUAGACAUGAGUCUCUCGAGUGUUGCAGAAACAUCUAAUAGAGAAGUAAAAGAGCUCAGUGAUGUAGAAAGAAUGGACAUAAGUCUCUUGAGUGGCCAAACGCUCAAAAUGAGAAUUUCUAGUGUAGAAAGCACAAUUCAGUUUUAUGUCCAGCUUCCAUCAGCUACAAAAUGUGAAACCAUAGUUGAUCAAUAUAUGGCCAAUAAAGAUACAAAGGUGAUGCCGCGAUUAUCAACCCGCGAGUUGUGUCUUGACGCGGGUUGUUUAGUCAAUACAAGUGGAACAUGGAGGCGAGCUGUAGUAAUUAACUGUACACGGUCCAUUGGGUUUGACAUAAAGUUUAUUGAUACCGGGAAGUGCUAUGAGAUCUUGGAUAACGCGUUGGCUUUACCUGGAGAGCUCGCAAUCAUGCAAAAUCAAGCAUUACAAUGCUCCCUACAAAAUGUGCCAGCGUCUUCCAACGCAGAUAAACGAUUGAAGGAAUUUGAAGGCAAAGAAGUGUUGAUCCAAAUAGAAGAAGUCAAUAAUAACAGACUUAUCGUAAAGUUAUACGAUUUAUUUGGUAAUGGGAUAAUGAAUACCAAAGAAAAGAUAUCACCCGUAUGUACUUUGCCUAUUCUCAGUUCAACUCAUAAGGUAUCUGUAUCUUAUACGGAUCAUUCUACUAACAUUUGGUUGCAACGAUACUCUAAUGAGGAAAUGGAGACUAAGUUGGCGGAAGAUCUUCAAAACUAUUACAAUAAUUCUGGACAAAGACUCGAACCAGAGGUCAAUCUAUUGUGUGUGACAAAGUAUUCAGAGGACGAUCAAUGGUACAGAGGGAAAAUUAUUAGUGUCACUGAAACGACGGCCUACGUAAAUUACAUUGAUUACGGUAAUACUGAGGAAGUUGCUCGAGACUCGAUUAUGAUUUUGGAACCACAAUUUUACGAACCCCAUCAAUUAGCCAUAAAUGUAUCGUUAUCCGUAUCUCUUACUGGCACCGAGGAUGAACAGAAAAACUUAUUGCAAACUCAUUUGCUGAAUAAAGCAUUUGUAGCUGUAUUUUAUAAUGUACACAAGAAGUGGGUUGUUGAUCUAACGGAAAAUGGAGAAAAAAUCAGCGAUAAAUUCGGUUUAAUGAAUUUAGUGAUAGAACAAACGGAACAAAUGGAACAAAUAGUGUCUGAACCAGCAUCUGAAGUGGUACCUGAGAUACACGAAACUGCAACACCCGACAGAUUUGACGUGAGCGUAACUCAUGUGGAUUCUCCAAGUCAGUUUUGGUUAUUGCCUGUAGAUAAAAUAACUACUCUCAUUGAAAGACAAGAUCAAUUUCAACGAGAAGUUUCUAACUUUUUGCCGAUAGACGGUAUACCAGAAGAAGGUACGUUAUGUGUUGCCGUUUAUUCGAUUGAUGGUCUCUGGUACCGCGCAGAAGUACUGGACGCGGACGAAGAUAUUAUUACUGUCCGAUUCAUAGAUUAUGGCAAUACCGAUGUCAUUGAUAACAAAGCGAGUCACAUUCGGCAAUUACCAGACCCCUGGAAAAGCUGGGAAAUAUUUGCAUUUAAAUGCAGACUCGAUGUUAUUCCCAUAGACACGGAGGAUUGGAGCGAGUUGACUUGCGAGAGAUUCAGAGAUCUAGCAACGAAGAAUUUUCAGGCUGAGAUAGUAGCAGAUACCGUACCUAAACGUGUAGAGCUGUUUAUAAACGAUAAGAGCGUCAGCGAGAUAUUAGUCGAGGAGAAACACGCCAUUAUAAUUAAUACCGAACAGGAGCCCGUGGACGAGAUAGUCGAUCUUGAACUGGAUCCGCAUUCCGCCUUUGUGUCUCACGUAAAUUCGCCGAGCGAAUUUUGGGUUCAAGAGGAAAAAUCAGUUGCCGAUUUAGAAGUGAUGGCCGAUAGAUUCAUGGUCGCCCACAUGUUCUCGAAAAUCGAGGAUAUGAAAGAGGGCUUGCUAUGCGUCGCUAAGUAUCCCGAAGACGAUCAAUGGUACAGAGCGCGCAUUAUCUCUCAUAACGAGAACGGCACGCAAGUUAUUUACAUCGAUUAUGGAAAUUCCGCGAUAUCCACCGAGAUUCGUGCUAUUCCGGAAGACCUAGCGAGCAUACCGCCUUUAUCGCGAAAGUGCUGCUUAGAAUUACCGUCACAAGUCGAAGAAUGGUCGGAACAAGCACGCAAGGAGUUCGUCAAAUUAGCCGCAGACGGUGCGACAAUUUUCCUUCUGGACGUUCUGAAAGAGCAAGAGACUUCGUUGGUAAAGCUGAUGUUAGAUGGCCAGAAUGUCGCUGAUGUUCUUGGUAAUAUGUGUGAGCGAAAUUUGCCAAUUAUCGAAGAAAGAUUGCCACCUCUCGGUGAAGAGAAUUCACCAAAUGUAAUGGUCAGUCACAUCAACAACCCGACCGAGUUUUGGAUUCAAGCCGAAAGUAGUAUAAGCGAACUAGAAGUAAUGUCGGAUCGCCUGCGAGAUGCAAAAAGUUUUCUCACGUUAAAUAGCCCCGACGUGGGUACAGUCUGCGCCGCUCAAUAUCCCGAGGACGGUUAUUGGUACAGAGCGAAGAUUGUCACCCAUUGUGAAGAGGGAACAGAGGUUUUGUACAUAGAUUACGGCAAUUCCGCAAUUACGGAGGAAUUAAAAGUGCUGCCGGAGGAUAUCGUGAAUAUUCCUAUUUUAUCGAAACGAUGCACGUUAGGGAAACCGAAUAACAUCGUUGCAUGGAGUGAGAAGGCUUGUGACAAGUUCAAGGAACUCGCCGCCGAAGGAGCCACGAUGUUCCAGUUUGAAACUCUCGACGAAAACGACCCGAUGCACGUUCGAUUGAGUCUAAACGGGACAAAUGUUAUUGACUUGUUAUCUGAAUGCGAAAACAUUCCAGAAGUUAAAAAAGAAACUGAAAUAAAAGUUGAAAAUAUUACUUUUGACAUCGACGAACAACAAAAAACAGUAUUUCAUGAGCAUCAACUAGUAAAUAAUGAAGAAAUCUCAAAUUUAAAUAAGGAAAUUAAACAAGAACCGGUUAACCAAACGAAUAAUCUGGAAUGUGUUAAUCAACAAGAAACAGUAUUUCAUGAGCAUCAAUUAGUAAAUAAUGAAGAAAUCGCAAAUUUAAAUAAAGAAAUUGAACAAGAACCUGUCAACCAAACAAAUAAUCUGGAAUGUGUUAAUCAAAUGAUUAAGCUUGAAGUUGAAACAAUGUUUAAUAAAGCAAUUAAUGAAGAUUCUGACAUAAACGAAAAAUGUAGCGAAAAUCGACAAGUCGCGAGCUCCAGCGAAAUCGAAGAGAAAACAGAAGGCAAUUUUGAAAAUGUAGUAGCUGAAUGUAUUUCAAAAUUGACAGAAAAUGUCGCAGCUGCAAUAGCUAAAGUUUUAGAUGACUCCACAAAUAAAAUUAUUCCUAAUGCAAGUACUUCCAUUGCAUCAGCUCAUAAAGCAUCUGCUGUACCGGAACUUAGCGUUGAAGACAUAAUUAAAAGCAUGAUAAUUAACGCCGCCGAUGAGGUAGAAUCGCAAAAAAUUGAUGAUGUAAAUUUAUUAAAUGUACAUGAAAUACAGCAGAAUAUUGCUCAAACGAAUGUGAAUGAACAAAAACUACUUUCUCAAAUACAAUCUAUAGAUAUAAAUGAAUCUUCAGAUGUGCAGAUUUUAAAAGACAUUAAAGAUUUAAAAAUUUCAUCGGAGGAAACUUCAUCUGUAAUGAUUGAAUCUCAAGACGUCAUGCAACUUGAUAAUAGUCAAGCCAAGGACGAAGAAAUACGCGAGAUGGAACCUGACGCAAAGUCAACAUCUAAAACGAUAGAAAUGGUAUUGUGUUCGCCGAAAGAACAAAUAAAUCUCGAGCAAAUUCAAAAGCGAAGUCCAAUAAAAAAAGAAAUUAUUCCUGAAAGUAGAAACAAUAACGGUUUGAAUACAAAUACAAGUAACGAUUCUUCCUCGGAAUUCACCGCUAUAGUAGAAUCAUCGACCCCAAUUAAGACUGAGGUACAUAGUUAUUUGGAAAAACGAUCGGAGGAUAAGAAUGUGUUUGAUCGUGGCUCCGAAGACGUGCCAUCUCCGAAAUCGGAACCGAAAUGUACUAUGACACCAAAAACUUCACAUUCAGAGAAAAUUGUAGCCGCUGUCGUGAAUCCCUAUGUACAGUCAGACCUCGGCAGCGAAAAUGACGAGGUACUUAGUAUCUCAAUAGAAAAUGACAUUCCGAAAUUCGUAUAAUUUUAUAACAGCGGAUACGUAUUGCAAAUUUAUAUGCACAUACGCAUUAUGUGUAAUAGUUAUAAAUUUAUAGUAUAAGAAUUCAAACUUAUAUAUAUGUAAAACUUAGUUUUUCCAAAAGAUCAUUUUUAUUUGCGUUUUCCUAUUACAUUUACAUAAAUAUAUUUAAGAAAGAAAAAGAAUAUUGCUGUGCACUUAAUGAUGUACGGCGAUUAUUCAAUUUUUUCUGUUUUUUUUCUUUUUUUACAAGCGACACAAAUAUGCUGCGUUUCUUAUAAAGGUACUACAUAUUGCUACUACAAUACACAUCACGCCAAACAUACAACCAAAGACUGCUGUACUUAAUCGAAAGCUGCAUUAUUUAUGUUUUUACAUAUAAUGCUAAUUAACUUGCUUAUGAUAUUGAAUAAUUAUUACUCUUUACAGUUCAUAAUUCUUUAAAGUUAAUCUGAUUAAUUCAAUACUUUUCAGUUUUCUCUUUCAAUUUGACAUAAUUUUCUCUUUUAAGAUAACUUUAUUACAUUAUUCAUGCAACUUUGUUAUUCAUUAUUCAUACAACUGCUUUUUGACAAAUAUAAUAAGUCAACUGAAAUUUUACUUGUUUGACAUACAUAUAAUGUAAUCAAAUGUUUGAAAUAGCUUUUAAUGGCAGCAGAAAAGGCAAUUAUUACAAGAUUCUUUAUUAUGAUUGAUUUAUAAAUAUGAAAAGAAUAAUUUUACUUUUAUCUAAACUUUUAGCUGGUUAUAUGUUUGAAAAUAAUUUUAUUAGGCCAUUAAAAUAAUCAUGUCAGAUGUUCAAAAAAUUGUAACAUUUUUCAACAAUCAGUUUGAGAAUCCACCAUCAUUAUUUUGAUAGCCUAACAAAAUUAUUUUCAGAUCUGUAUCCUUCUAAAAUUUUAGAUACUUUAGCAACUGUUCUUUCUGUGAAUUUAUAUUCUACAACAAAGCUUAGUACAAAUUGUAUAUUUCGGUCAAUUUUUAGCUAACGCUAUUCUCUUUAAAUCUUACUAAAGUGCGCAUAGUCAGAGUGUGAAUUAGCAUUUGGAAUGUGCAUGGAAUAGUAAAAUAAGGGGAAAACGUCAAGUUGAAAGUAUGUAAUUUAUGCUAAACUCUACAAGGCAAAACAAGAACUAAUUAUAAAAAAAAACUCAACAAUUGCAAAGCUGUAUUUUUUGCUAUGGCUGCCAAUGUUCCUUCUUAAAAAAUAAAAUAUGCAGAUUUUUUAUUUUUAACAUACACUAUUCUAAAAACAAAUAACAUAAACCAUUAUUUUUGCAACAUAUGAUAAUACAGCAUAUGAAAUGGUCCAAAACGUGAUUGUAUGCAAUUUGAAGUUACAUUGAACUUCAUAAGAAAAGAUAGUAAAAUAAUUUAUAUCUAAAACGUAUCAUAAGAGAAAGAAAGGUUGCUUUUUGUGUCGUUGAUGUUAUGUACAUUUUUCAUAUACAUAUAUUGAAACUAUCUAUAUAUACAUACAUAUAUAUAUAUAUAUAUAUAUAUAUAUAUACACACACACACACACAUACAUAUUAAAUCUAAUGUGAAUUGUGAAUUUAUUUCGAAUUCUAUGCCAUAUGUUACGCAGUUCCUUCAUUUCUUUCUUAACAUGUAUAACAUAGUAGCUGGCAAAGCUGUAUAAAUUUGUAUUUGUAUUCUGCUAAAAUAUAUUUUUCUAAUAAACAUGUAAAGAUAUCUUAUCACGUUCGUAAUUAUCUACAUUUUUAACUCGGAAAUUAUAAAUGUAAAAUUUCGUUAUUUAUAUUUAUUUGAACCCUUGUAGAACUUUGUUACAGUGCUAUAGUAUACGGAUUUCUUCAUGGUCAUAUCUUACAUACAUUAAUUUUCAAACUGCCGAUUGUUCCAUGUAGUUUCAGAAGUAAUCUUCAAAUUUCUUUUUCUGAUACGACUGCUGCGCUGUUUGGCUUUAAUAUAUAGAGAAAUCUUAUAUUAAUUUUCAGUUGUACAUUAAAAAUACUUUUUUAAUUGCAUAAUCAGUAUCAUUAACCAUGUCACUAUUUCCACAUAUAAUAUUAAGGAUUGUAUAUUUUAUAGAGAAAGGAAGAGGAUGGAAUACUAUUUUGCUUGUUUUUAAAUUACAAAUAUAUACUCCGUCAGUGUAGUUAAGGGUUAAAAAUAAAUAUAUAAAAAAAAA
Messenger RNA from Solenopsis invicta (red fire ant), 10943 nucleotides. Its product is annotated as maternal protein tudor. The coding region runs from base 449 to 8791 and encodes 2780 amino acids. The record is from RefSeq and is a predicted model, not a curated record. NCBI's taxonomy places the organism in Eukaryota, Metazoa, Arthropoda, Insecta, Hymenoptera, Formicidae. The transcript is spliced from 13 exons.